Molecule: messenger RNA, 7033 nt
Organism: Lontra canadensis (Northern American river otter)
Lineage: Eukaryota; Metazoa; Chordata; Mammalia; Carnivora; Mustelidae
Gene: PRRC2B
Product: proline rich coiled-coil 2B
Exons: 32
Coding region: 119-6793 (2224 amino acids)
Biological process (GO): cell differentiation
Source: RefSeq, a predicted model, not a curated record
CCGCGCCCGACCGCCGCCCGACCGCCAUCACCCGGCCCAGUCGCGCCCGCGGAACCAGACCAGGCAGAUCGGGAGUGGUGCCGAGAAAAAUUUCCUUACUAGAUGACAUUUCAUCGCAAUGUCCGAUCGUUUGGGGCAAAUAACCAAGGGCAAGGAUGGGAAAAGCAAGUAUUCGACUCUCAGCCUGUUUGAUAAGUAUAAAGGAAAAUCAGUAGAUGCGGUCAGAUCCUCAGUUAUUCCUAGACAUGGCUUACAGAGUCUCGGGAAAGUGGCCACAGCCCGGCGCAUGCCACCACCUGCAAACCUGCCAAGCUUGAAGUCUGAAAACAGAGGAAACGACCCCAACAUCGUGAUAGUUCCCAAGGACGGGACGGGAUGGGCAAACAAGCAGGAUCAGCAAGACCCAAAGAGUUCCAGUGCGACGGGCUCUCCGCCGCCGGAGUCGCUGCCGCAGCCGGGUUUGCAGAGGCCUGUCUCCAGCUUACAGAAGCCGACACAGUCGAGCAGCCAGGAGAACACAAAUUCAGUGCCAGGUGGACCAAAGUCAUGGGCACAGCUGAAUGGAAAGCCAGCAGGACACGAAGGUGGUUUAAGGGGCUCAAGCCGACUGUUAUCCUUCUCUCCCGAGGAGUUUCCGACGCUGAAAGCAGCUGGAGGGCAGGACAAGGCUGGCAAGGAAAGGGGCGUCUUCGAUCUGUCGUAUGGGCCAGGACCAAGCCUCCGCCCUCAGAAUGUGACAAGCUGGAGGGAGGGCGGUGGGCGAAACAUAAUUUCUGCCACGUCUCUGAGCGCCUCCCCAACUGAGCUGGGCAGCAGGAACUCGAUUGCGGGAGACGGAGCCCCCUCCUCGGCAUGCACCAGCGAUUCUAAGGACCCCUGUCUCCGCCCGGCUCAGCCUGUCCGCAAAGGGGCUUCACAGUUCGUGGGAAAUGUAUACCACCCACCUACAUACCAUGACAUGCUUCCUGCUUUUAUGUGUUCACCACAGUCAUCAGAGAACCAGGGUACAGUGGAACGAGGAUCUUUUCCCCUUCCCCAGCUCCGUCUUGAACCCCGUGUUCCUUUUAGACAGUUCCAGAUGAACGACCAAGAUGGGAAGGAGAGCAGGCUGGGCACGACUCGUCCCAUCCGCCCGCUGAGGCAGCUGGUGGGCCGGGCACCGCGGCCCACCAUCAUCAAUGCUGAAAACCUGAAGGGCCUGGAUGACCUGGAUGCAGACGCUGACGACGGCUGGGCAGGCCUGCACGAGGAAGUGGACUACUCCGAGAAGCUGAAGUUCAGUGAUGACGAAGAGGAGGAGGACGUUGGGAAGGACGGCAGGCCCAAGUGGAGCAGUUGGGACCCCAGACGGCAGCGGCAGGUGUCAAUGAGCUCCGCGGACAGUGCUGACGCCAAGCGUCCCCAGGAGGAAGGAAAAGACUGGGGUGAAGCAGUGACCCGUGUCAUCCGGAAAGUGCCAGAACCUCAGCCACCUUCCAGGAAACUUCACAGCUGGGCGUCCGGCCCUGACUACCAGAAGUCCUCGCUGGGCAGCAUGUUCCGACAACAGUCUCUUGAGGACAAAGAGGACAAGCCAGCCCCACGGCAGAAGUUUCUGCAGUCGGAGAUGUCUGAGGCUGUGGAGCGAGCCCGGAAGCGCCGGGAGGAAGAGGAGCGCCGAGCCCGGGAAGAGAGGCUGGCUGCCUGUGCCGCCAAGCUUAAGCAGCUGGACCAGAAGUGCAAGCAGGCUCAGAAGGCGGGCGAGGCCCAGAAGCAGGCAGAGAAGGAGGUGCCCCGAUCUCCAGGCACUGAGAAGCCGCCCCCACAGGAGAAUGGCCCCGCUGUGCGCAAAGGCUCUCCUGAGUUCUCUGCCCAGGGAGCCCCCAGCACGUUUUCAGAAGAAGCCCCCACGGCUCCUCCAGCCGUGGCCCAGAGCGGCGGCAGUGAGGAGGGGGCCAGGGAGGCUGGGUCCCCGGCGCAGGAGUUCAGCAAGUACCAGAAGUCACUUCCUCCCAGAUUCCAGCGCCAGCAGCAGCAGGAGCAGCUGUACAAAAUGCAGCACUGGCAGCCGGUGUACCCGCCGCCAUCCCACCCACAGCGCACCUUCUACCCCCACCAUCCCCAGAUGCUGGGCUUCGAUCCCAGGUGGAUGAUGAUGCCUUCCUACAUGGACCCACGAAUCCCACCCACUCGCACCCCAGUGGAUUUCUACCCGUCUGCCCUCCACCCCUCGGGACUGAUGAAGCCCAUGGUACCCCAGGAUGCCCUCGGGGGGACCGGCUGCCGCUCUGAGGACCAGAGCUGCGCGCCACCACUGCAGGAGAGGAAAGUGGCCGCCCUCGACCCAGCCCCCGUGUGGAGCCCCGAGGGUUACAUGGCAUUGCAGAGCAAGGGCUACUCGCUUCCCCCGCCGAAAUCCAAUGACACUUUGGCCAUGGACGUGCACGUCAGGAAUGAAAGCUCUUACUCUGCCUCACCCGGAAGGUCAGGGGGCGUAGGUGCCCAGCGCGAUCUCCUUGAGGAGAGAGGGGAGGAGUUCUUGAGUGCUUUUGACAAGAAGGCCCAAGCAGACUUUGACAGCUGUGUCUCUUCUCAAAGAAUAGGCCAGGAGCUUUUGUUUCCACCCCAAGACCAUGUUCAGGAAGCAGGUGCUCCUGGGGGUCACACCCCAGACCUCAGGUGUUCCCCGCUGGAGCCCGACUUUGCCCCAGCCGAGAAAAAGCCAGAGUAUAGCAAUUGGGACGUUAGCCACCCGCCAGAGGCCACCGACACAGCCAACAGCAUCGAGAAGGGGGCGCCACGGGAGGAGCCAUCGUUUAACGUCUCCUCCUGGGAGAAGGAAGGGAGCCCCAACGAUCAGCCGUCCCUGCAGCCCGAGUGGACGCCUGAGCCCCGGGGCCCCAGUGGCCAGCACCCGGAGCAGACCGGCAGGACGCGGAGGUCUGGGCCCAUCAAGAAGCCCGUGCUGAAAGCCCUCAAGGUAGAGGACAAGGAGAAGGAACUCGAGAAGGUGAAGCAGGAGCUGGGGGAGGAGGGUGCCCGCGUGGCCAAGGAGAAGGGGCCGGUUUGCGCGGCGGACAAGGAUGAGGACCAAGAGAACGACCCUGCGCUGGCCAAUUCCUCCCCCUCCCUGUUGGAGGACCAGGGCUCCGCCCGCGCUGGCUUGGGCCGUGAGGCCAGCAGGUGUGCAGGGGACGAGAAGCCCGACGGGGCCUGGGAGAGCAGACCCCCCCGGGAGUGCAGCGACACCCCCCCGACAAAGAGGAAUAACUGGAUCUUUAUUGACGAGGAGCAAGCCUUUGGGGGCCGAGGGCAGACCCGGGGCCGCGGCCGCGGCUUCCGAGAGUUCACGUUCCGAGGGCGGCCUGUGGGCGGCGGUCCCGGCCUCUGCAGCGGGGGGGUACUCGGGGCGCGGGGCAUGUACGGCGGCGGCCCGAGGAGCGGCCGCGGCCGGGGGCUGCGGGACCUCGGCCAGCCGGAAGACUUCCCCAGGGCCAAGCCGCGGCGGCGCAUCGCCAGCGAGACCCACAGCGAGGGCUCCGAGUACGAAGAGCUUCCCAAGCGGCGGCGACAGCGAGGCUCGGAGAACGGGAACGAAGCCGCCCUCCUGGAGCGGGAGGGCGGUGCCCUGAGGAAGGGGGACUUCAGGGACUCCUGGCGCUCCAGCAAGGUGUGCUCCGAGGACCACAGCAGCCUGGAGGCUAAGAGCCGAGGCCCUCGCGCCUUUGGCCGGGCGCUCCCUCCCCGGCUGAGCAGCUGCGGCUACGGGCGGAGAACCUUCGUGUCCAAAGAGGCCGCCCACUGGCAGAGCAAGAGCCCGGGCGCCUCCUGGCAGGAGUACAGCUCCCCAGACGCGUGCGGGUCCCGGCGACCUGCAGACAGGGACUGUGUCCCUGAUGCCUACAGACAUUCUGACUCUUUUGGUGCCAGGGCCUUCGAGGACAGCCGCCUGGAGGACAAGAGGCCCUUCUUCCCUGACGACCACACGGCCGACCCAGAAGGCACAGAGAACCGGCCGUUCCGGAGAAGGCGCCCUCCUCGCCAGGACAAGCCACCACGCUUUCGGCGCCUCCGGCAGGAGCGGGAAUCCCUGGGCCUCUGGGGGCCCGAGGAGGAGCCCCGCCUGCCGGCAGGGCCAUGGCCAGGCCGGCCCAAGCUCUGCCCCGGGGACAAGAGUGGGUCUCCCGAGCUCUCGUACCAGAACUCGUCUGAUCACGCCAAUGAGGAGUGGGAGACGGCCUCUGAGAGCAGCGACUUCAGCGAGAGGCGGGAGCGGCGCGAGGGCCCAGGGGCUGAACCCGACCCCCAGGCGGACGGCAGCCUGCCCGGGGCUGCUGUGGGCGAGAAGAAGGAGCUGGCCAAGAGGAGCUUCUCCAGCCAGAGGCCCCUGGCCGACAGGCAGAGCCGAAAGCUGGAGCCGGGGGGGUUUGGGGAGAAGUCGGUUAGGCCAGGUGGUGGUGACACUUCUCCCCGUUAUGAGAGCCAACAGAAUGGGACGCCUUUGAAAGCCAAAAGGUCCCCAGACGAGGCCUUGCCUGGAGGUCUUGGUGGUGGCGGUGGUGGGAGCGGCCACUACGCGCUGGAGCGACCAGCCCAUGCCACUUCUGACGCCCCCGACGCCCCCUGUGAGAAGGCAGAGAAGGAGGCCAAGCUGGCUGUUCAGAGGGCGGGUGAACAGGGAGAGACCAUGAAACAGUUUGACCUGAACUACGGAAAUUCCAUCAUUGAAAACUGCGGGUCCAGCCCUGGGGAGGAGAGUGAAGUGGGCCCCAUGGCGGGUGAAGGCUUCAUCGAGGUCCUCACCAAGAAGCAGCGCCGCCUGCUGGAAGAAGAGAGGAGGAGGAAGGAGCAGGCCGUGCAGAUGCCCGUCAAGGGGCGAGGUCUUUCCUCCCGUAUUCCUCCCCGGUUUGCUAAAAAGCAAAACAACUUGUGCCUGGAGCAGAGUGACGUGACCGUGCCCAGCAGUAGCCUGGGCACCGAGAUUUGGGAGAGCAGCAGCCAGGCCCUCCCCGUUCAGGCCCCGACCAACGACUCCUGGACAAAAGCCGCCACUGCCUUCAGCAGCGCCGAGCCUGGCUCCGCCGAGCAGGGUUUUAAGAGCAGCCAGGGGGACAGCGGCGUUGACCUGAGCGCUGAGUCUCGGGAGUCGUCUGCAACCUCCUCCCAGCGCAGCUCCCCGUACGGCACCCUGAAACCAGAGGACAUGAGCGGGUCUGGCCUGGAGCCCAAGGCUGACGGCCACAAGGAGCAGGCUCAGAAGCAGUCCGAGCCGAAGGAUGCAGAACAAGGGUCAGGACAGAGCAAGGAGCACAGACCGGGACCCAUCGGCAAUGAGCGGUCUCUGAAAAACAGAAAGGGCUCAGAGGGGGCCGACCGGCUGCAGGGGGCCGUCGUCCCACCUGUUAACGGGGUGGAGAUUCACGUGGACUCUGUGUUGCCGGUGCCGCCCAUUGAAUUUGGAGUCAAUCCAAAAGACUCUGAUUUCAGCUUGCCGCCUGGCUCUGCCUCCGGUCCUGCGGGGAAUCCGGUCGUCAAACUUCAGGAUGCCUUGGCCAGUAACGCGGGCUUGGCGCCGAGUAUUCCCAUUCUCCGGCGUGACCAUCACAUCCAGAGGGCCAUCGGCCUCUCCCAGAUGUCCUUCCCCACUGCGGACCUCACCCUGAAGAUGGAGUCUGCACGCAAGGCUUGGGAAAACUCACCCAGUUUGCCGGAGCAGAGCUCUCCCAGCGGGACGGGCUCAGGCAUCCAACCCGCAUCGUCUGUGGGAGCCUCCAACGGGGUCAGCUACAGCUCCUUUGGUGGGGUUUCCAUGCCGCCUAUGCCUGUGGCCUCUGUCGCGCCUUCAGCUUCUCUUCCAGGCAGCCACCUGCCGCCUCUCUACCUGGACGGCCACAUGUUCGCAAGUCAGCCCCGGCUGGUUCCCCAGACCAUACCUCAGCAGCAGAGUUACCAGCAGGCUGCCGCUGCCCCGCAGAUCCCACUUUCCCUUCACACGUCUCUGCAGGCUCCAGCCCAGCUGGGACUGAGGGGUGGGCUGCCCGCCUCCCAGGCUCAGGAGAUCUUCAGCUCCUUGCAGCCCUUCAGGUCUCAGGUGUACAUGCAUCCCAGCCUGUCGCCGCCCAGCACCAUGAUUCUCUCUGGAGGCACAGCCUUGAAGCCUCCGUACUCGGCAUUCCCCGGCAUGCAGCCCUUAGAGAUGGUGAAGCCCCAGUCCGGCUCCCCCUACCAGCCCAUGAGUGGAAACCAAGCCCUGGUGUACGAGGGCCAGCUGGGUCAGGCUGCUGGCCUGGGCGCCUCCCAGUUGUUGGACUCCCAGCUCCCACAGCAGCUGACGAUGCCGCUGCCGGGCUCCCAGCUCCCCCUGCCACGGUAUGGCUCUGGGCAGCAGCCCCUGAUUCUGCCACAGUCCAUCCAGCUGCCGCAGGGGCAGAGCCUCUCGGUCGGGGCCCCCCGAAGAAUCCUUCCACCCGGCUCCCAGCCUUCGGUCCUUAACACCAGCAGAGAGUCCUCUCAGAUGGAGAUGAAGGGCUUCCACUUUGCCGACAGUAAACAGAAUGUUCCUUCCGGAGGCUCCGUGGCAUCACCGCAGACUUACAGGCCUAGCUCUGCUAGCCCCAGUGGGAAGCCCUCUGGAUCAGCAGUUAACAUGGGCUCUGUGCAGGGACACUACGUUCAACAGGCCAAACAACGAGUGGAUGAAAAACCCAGCCUGGGAAGCGUGAAACUGCAGGAGGCCCCCUCCGCUGCCUCCCAGAUGAAGCGAACUGGAGCAAUCAAGCCUCGGGCGGUCAAAGUGGAGGAGAGCAAGGCCUGAAGGUGCUUGGCCACGCCUCGCCCCCCACCUUGAGGACAGGGCCGCUGCUCGGCCUGGACACAGCCAGACUCGCGGACAUCUCGGACACCUCACCAGAUCCACCGUCCAACCACCUGGCCCAGACUGAGAGACCUCCCUUCCCUUCUCCACUCCCGAAAGCUCUGUGUCCAGCCAGCUUGCCCCCGUGGAUGUGGCAUUGACCUGCUCGCUUUACUACGAAGCAAACAAGCAAGCAAACGA